Molecule: messenger RNA, 1347 nt
Organism: Candidula unifasciata
Lineage: Eukaryota; Metazoa; Mollusca; Gastropoda; Stylommatophora; Geomitridae
Source: the annotation of a GenBank genome assembly
GCUUCAAAGGAAAACGUUACAAGUGGAUGUGUGGACGGGAAAAACGAGAAGCCGAAGAAGAAGAAAUCCCCAGCUGGGGGAGGGUCUCUGAUGCGACAGUAUUCAAGUUCAGGAUCCGAGAAGUCGACGCGGUCAACGGCUGUCCAGAAACUAGAGGUAAACAAUACUGGAUACAGUUAUUUCCUGGAGACGCCGAUCUCAACCACACAAAGAAGACACGAAGACAGGGUCACAUAUCUUAACAAAAGUCAGUAUUACGGUCUCAGUCUCGAGUUCAACAAUCAGGAACGUAUUAUCAAAUGUGCUGUUGUUAAGUCUGUGAUAAUUCUGGCAUUCAGAGAAGAGAAGCCAAUGGAGGACGAGCGAAAAGCCUGGGAAUUUUGGCAUGGGAGACAACACAGUUACAAGCAAAGAAUCCUAGACAUAGAUACAAAAAACUGCCAAGGUGUGUCGCCACAGAACAUAGAAGAACUGGCUUUCAACGCUGUUGCUGUCAAAUGGAAUCCCAGUGACGGGCCUGUCAGGGUCAACAUCGCUGUGCAUUGUUUAAGCACAGACUUCAGUAACCAGAAAGGCGUGAAAGGUAUCCCCCUGCACAUCCAGAUCGACACUUACGAACAAAGUCCCAAAGAGAAUCAACUCGUUCACCGAGGCUACUGCCAAAUAAAGGCUUUCUGUGACAAGGGAGCAGAACGAAAAACUAGAGAUGAGGAAAGACGAAAAGCAGCCAAAGGAAAACCAGAGGAGUUCAAUAAUGUUCCAGUCAGCGUUAAAAGUCGAAAGAAGGUGGAGGACGCCUUCCAUGAACCAUGCGAAAGGUCAGAGUUCUACUCCAUGGCUAAUACCACAACAGCUCCAGUGUUUUUCAACCCUCUUCACGAGAACAGUGAAUUCAUCCACAAGUCAUUAACUUUAGGUGUGGUACCGCCCAUAGAGGAGGAGGUGUCUAGUCUGCCAAACAAACUCGAACUUCCGGACUCCUGCGAUGACUACUACGUGAGUAGCCCUGUAAAGAGACCGAGGAGGGAUUCUGGCUGUAAUCUCAAAGACCAACAAAAAGUUCUGCUGUAUAUCAGGGAGCGCCAUGAGGCUGCAUAUACAGCCCUUAUGUUGGAAGUACCAACUCUCCACGGUUUGUUGAGAUCUAUCGAGCUGAAAUAUUCUAUUGCUCCAUCAAAAGUCAAACAUGUGUACAAGAAGUCAAGGAAGGGGAUUCUAGUAAAACUCGAUGACAACAUCGUGCGACAUUAUUCCCAUGAAGCCACCUUCAUCAUCGAAACGAACGUACUCAAUGAUAAUGGAGAGUAUGAGAUCAUUUUGGUGGAAAUUGACGCAGUGUCUUCCUAG